AUGUCGUCACGAAAAAAUGAGGACAGAUACACUCCAACUCCAAGAAGGAGCGUUGCUCCUAGUAUUGAUAGCUUUGGUGCAUCUUCACCAUUUGAUCAGUUUGAAACAGUGGUGGAAUUAGCUGAACUUCCAGAAAACAUCACCGAUACGAUUGAGUUGGUCAAUGACGACACCGACGAACCAAGUGGUGAUCAUGCGAGUGGAACAGCUGUAGCCUAUUUUGGCGAUGUGCUGUUCCAUGUAGGCAAAAAGGACAAGAAAAAAGCCCACUGUCGCCUGAGAAAUAUGCAGCUGAGCUUCCAUGAGGACGACGCUACUGAGGAUUGCAUUGCUGGACCAUUUUCGCUUCUCGGUUGUGAGCUUAUUUGUCGAGAAGAGCAAACAAUCUUAAUAAGGCUCUCUGAAAAAGAAGCAAGCAAAACCGUGUCGUUUACUGCCGAGAAGGAUGCUGAAACGUGGAUACUGCUGUUGGGAGAGGUGUUAUUGCUUCGCGAACGCCUUGAAAAAGCAGACUGGUGUCCGAAAUGUAAACGAAAGGACCAAAAGGGACCUUUCCUGAUCUCGUUGGAGGGGUGUCCCAAGCAGCCAAAUUUAGGUACUACAAGCGAUUGGAUGUAUACUGCUGCAGCUUUACAUGGCAGAACUAUGUUUUACGUCCUGCUCGAUUCACCUGAUUACAUUUACGAAUUGGAUGUGAGAAAGGUGUUAUUGCUUCGCGAACGCCUUGAAAAAGCAGAUUGGUGUCCGAAAUGUAAACGAAAGGACCAAAAGGGGCCUUUCCUGAUCUCGUUAGAGGGGUGUGCUCUCUACGUGGAAUGUUGUGAUGAUCUAUGUACGGGCAAAUGGUAUUCCGCCAUUCAAAAUUCUCUUUCUCUUACACCGUCUAGUGUAGAGGACUAUCGUCUGACUGCGGAUAACAUUCCAAUUGUGCGUGACGAUCCCUUCUAUCUCCGGCAUAAUCUCUUUCUAUAA
This is a messenger RNA of Cylicostephanus goldi, 972 nucleotides long. The record is from the annotation of a GenBank genome assembly. Lineage: Eukaryota; Metazoa; Nematoda; Chromadorea; Rhabditida; Strongylidae.